CAGAAUCAACAUCAUUGCAUGUCAUCAACACUUGCUGGCUUGUGUGUCUUUCUGUCUGCCAGUCUGUUGUUGCCUAAAGAUAAUUUAAAAGGGUAGUGGCGAAAGGGCAAACAGGAAACGCAACAUAAACAUUUUUGCCCAGGCCAACAACAUCAACACUGUGGCCAACGACCACGAUGGCCAGUCUAAAGCGUUUGUACAAGAAGAGAUCACAGCAACACAUGCCAGGGGUAAUGUCAUCAGGAUGUAAUGGAGGAAUUAAAUUAAGCUCGAAAGAUUUAUGGGCCAUAUUCAAUGUAGUAAACGAUGUAAUAACGGAAGGAAAUCAAAGGAAAAUUGAAAAUUGUGUGCUUACAAAAAAAUCAAUUAUUGAAUAAUCAAUGGAAAUUUAUUUUAAAUAAGGAAAUCUCGAAAAAAACAAAAAACAAACGCAGUCAAUUGGCUUUUAUCUGCAUAUUCAAAUCUAUAACCCUAUGGUGUUGCUACAAAAUUUAUUCAAAUUCAAAUAAACCAAAAAUUUGCAUAACUUUAUAAUCCAAAGAGUUAACAAGGCCACCAAAAGAGUACCCCCCAACAAAAAGUACAAACAUUUAGUAUUUAGAGAAAAAAAAAAAACAACAUAAAAAAAUAAAGCCAAUCAGCAACAAAAUCCUUCCUCAACCUUACACCCAAAUACAGCUUCCACUUUCUUCCGCCCUACAUCCCCACAAACAUGUCCGAAUUCCGUUUCUUUGCCGUGACGGAUUUUGAAUACAGCUACAAUCGUUCACAGAAUUUGUUAAAUCUACCUUUUGCACCCUUCCAACCUACAAAGCGAACUUCUACAGAUGAAAUUUCUACCGAAUUGAAUGUACCCUAUGCCGUCUUUGAAAUUCUAGUGGCCAUAUGUGCGGUUAUUGGCAAUCUCAUGGUGAUUGUUGUCUUCCAGCGUGAACGAAAAUUGAGACGUCGAACCAAUUACUACAUUGUCUCACUGGCCAUAGCUGAUUUUCUUGUGGGUUCUUUGGGUGUUCCCUUUGCCAUAUUAGCUUCCAUAGGAUUACCGACAAAUCUACAUGCCUGCCUAUUUACCGUGUCUCUGUUGGUGGUAUUGUGCACCAUUUCCAUAUUUUGUUUGGUUGCCGUCUCCGUGGAUCGUUAUUGGGCCAUUUUGUAUCCCAUGGCCUAUUCGAGAAAUGUGCGAACGAGAACAGCCAUAGUCAUUAUAUCCAUGUGCUGGUUUGCCGGUACCAUAGUUGGAUUUCUUCCCCUCUUCGGCUGGCACGCAGCAGUGGAUUCUAAACAGGCCUGCCUCUUUGUCGAAGUCAUGGACUACAACUACUUAGUCUUCCUGUAUUUUGCCACAAUUAUAACACCGGCUCUGCUAAUGCUCGCCUUCUAUGCCCACAUCUACAAAGUCAUCAUCAAGCAGGUGCGACAAAUAGUCACAAUGAAUCCCAUGGGCGAUACCAGUCGCCGCAGUUCGACAGCUCACAUAACAAACACAAAUGGAAAUGGUCGUGCAGCGUGUCAUGGUGGUACCAUGCUUAGGGUAUUGGGAGCUGCACGAAAACGUGAUGUGAAAGCCACACAAAAUCUAUCGAUUAUUGUGCUCUUCUUCAUGAUCUGUUGGAUACCGCUGUACACCAUCAAUUGCAUCCAGGCAUUUUGUCCCACCUGUUUUAUACACCCCAAAUUGACGUUAUUCUGCAUUAUAUUGUCUCAUCUGAAUUCAGCGGUCAAUCCCAUACUGUAUGCGUAUCAUUUAAAAGAUUUUCGUUUGGCCAUGAAAAAUCUACUCCUAAGGCUAAUGGGCAUUGAGGUGGAGGUGACAUUGGAUGCUCACCAUCGUUAUUCGUUGGCCUCACAACAUCGUCUGCAAUCGAUGGAUGUUAGUUCGAGAAGUAAUGUGCAGACAAGGAUUUACAUAGAUUCUCCCAUAUGGCUACGCCAACAACAGCAGCAAUCAAUGAAAAACCAUCAAAUGGUGGCCAAAUGUGGUGUUGUUCAACCCUGCUUGAACAACAUCCACCAGACAGUGGCCGCUGUGGCUUCCGUCACCACCGAUAUCGAACGUGAUAUAUGGAAUAUACGCGAGGUGUCCAGCAAUGCUGAAAAAGGCGAGGUCAACUAUGUCUUCCCCGAUGACAAAGAUUCAGAGGCUCCCACACCACCACCGCGUAAUCGUCGUAAGGCACGCAAGAAAUCUGAGAGAGGUUGUGACAGUCCUUACUCCUACGAGAAUUGUACCUAUACCCCUAGUCCAGAGGAGGAUGACUUCGAGGAGGUUUUUCUACCCAGCAGACCUCAAGAUGUCAGUGGCAGUGCUGGUGGCGGUGGUGGGGUGGAUUCUAAGACUCUCAAUCAAAGUCUCAUAGCCUGUGCCAUGCGUGAAAAAUUGCGCUCCGACAUAGAUGAGAGACCGCCCAGUACUCCUUGUUCUCAAAGUGAUUAUGAAAUACCAAAGAAUGACUCGGACUCCCAUUCCAAUACCCCCAAUCAUCUUUCCCACAUGCUGGUUAGUCCAACUCAUACACCUCCCCUAACGCCAAAGCAAAUACAACAACUUAGGCAAAAGUAUGACAGAGGAUCCCUGGCGAAUCACUCGACUUCGAAUGGUGGCUUGAGCAACAACUCCAUCUUCAUCAUAGACAGCGAUUCCAAUUCUGCCUCGCCAGGGCACAAGCCAAAAUUUCGAAAGUCUGCCCAUGCCACCAAGAACCUCAACUUUCAUGGGAAAUCUUUAACACGAUCCUGUUCCUGCACCAGUGAUAACUCGGGUUCAGAAUCAUCCCAAAGAGAGCUCGAAGCGAGGAGUAAACAUUCCGACAGCAUUCAUUCGCUGAGCAAUCAAGUAACAACUUCCCGCGAAAAUCUGCCCUUACCAGCCGACAAUUCUCAUAAUAACAACAAUCUCAACUAUUACACAUUUCAUCAAACCACAACGGGGGAUACCCGUAAUCAUCAUUCACAAUCACACCAACAAAAUCACCAUUCUCACCCCCAUCGAAUACACUGCAACAGUCAUCAGGAGAAAUUUAGCCCUUUCAAGGUUAUGAGUAAUUUAAUAUUCCCUCCAAUUGUCAAACAUUCCAGCCUCUUUCAAUUGUUCCAAAGUAGCAGUAGUGCUGAGGUCUCCUCCCCAGCGGUAGCCAAGGUGACGCAAUCCCGAUCUUCAAGUCCCCUACAAAUGACUGAUAGUGUUAGAAACUGCAGUAGUGCGGCUCCUAGUAAUGAUGUUAAUGAAUCCACUGCCUCGGCAACAACGGAAGUGAUCGAUGUCUCCUCUCUGGAGGUGGCGACUAUACCACCCCUUCGGGCAGAUAGUUGAGUAAGGGCUUUAGAAGUUCUAAUUUAACAAUACUCAUAAUUUAAGUACCCAAAGUGUUGUCGAUGUUGAAAAGUAUUUCAAUCCAAAGCUAUAUUCUUUAAGUGUAGGCAUUAGGUAAGUGUAUGAAUGUCAAGUCUGCAAAGGCUAAGUGCAGGAUUCACUAAAGGCUAAAACAGAAGGAGCCCGUUGAAGAGUUUCGUGAUGAAAAAUUCACUUCUUCAAGUGUGGCAACACCGAAUGACACUCGCUUUCAAGUGUCAAAGUUGAAAAUUGUUUAAUUUUUUCAUGUUGC
This is a messenger RNA of Stomoxys calcitrans (stable fly), 3602 nucleotides long. RefSeq lists its product as uncharacterized. The record is from RefSeq and is a predicted model, not a curated record. NCBI's taxonomy places the organism in Eukaryota, Metazoa, Arthropoda, Insecta, Diptera, Muscidae. Gene Ontology annotation, biological process: adenylate cyclase-activating G protein-coupled receptor signaling pathway; G protein-coupled adenosine receptor signaling pathway. Gene Ontology annotation, cellular component: membrane. Gene Ontology annotation, molecular function: G protein-coupled receptor activity. Bases 713 to 3310 code for a protein of 865 amino acids. The transcript has 3 exons.